Molecule: messenger RNA, 1227 nt
Organism: Oryza sativa Japonica Group (Japanese rice)
Lineage: Eukaryota; Viridiplantae; Streptophyta; Magnoliopsida; Poales; Poaceae
Molecular function (GO): pyridoxal phosphate binding; molybdenum ion binding; catalytic activity
Source: RefSeq, a predicted model, not a curated record
UUAAAAAAUCGUGGUGCCACUGCAUGGCAGGAGGCUUGGCAUCAUCAGCAAGCCAUUAGCCAUGGAUAAGGCAGGCGGCAGCGGCGAGGCGCCGCCGGAGCCGGAGCCGGCGGCGGCGGCGACGGUGAAGUCAAUCGUCGUGUACCCCAUCAAAUCAUGCAGGGGCAUCUCCGUGCCCCAGGCCGCCAUCACCUCCACCGGGUUGAGGUGGGAUCGACCGUGGCUGGUGAUGAACUCCGCAGGGAGAGCCUUCACCCAGCGAGUGGAGCCCAAGCUCGCGCUGAUUGAGGUGGAGAUGCCGCAAGAGGCGUUCACUGAGUGGCAGCCAACGCCUGAUUCUCACAUGGUUAUCAGAGCACCCGGAUUGGAUCCACUGAAGAUCCCUCUUGGCGCGAAACGUGCCACAGUUGAUGAUGUCUCUAUCUGGGAGUGGUCUGGUUCUGCGUAUGAUGAAGGAGAUGAGGCGGCCGAAUGGUUUUCCAGUUACUUUGGGAAGCCGACUCGACUCGUACGGUUUAAUGAAGCAUCAGAAAUUAGAGAGACCAAUCCUGACUAUGCUCAAGGUUACAAAGUUCUGUUUGCUGACGACUUCCCAUUCCUGCUGGCCUCCCAGGGCUCAGUGGAUGCACUAAACAGUAUCCUUAAAGAACCUGUACCAAUGAAUCGCUUCAGACCAAAUAUUAUAGUUGAUGGAUGUCAUCCAUACUCGGAGGAUCUGUGGAAGACCAUAAAGAUAGGGAAACUGACAUUUUUAGGUGUCAAGUUAUGUGAUCGUUGCAAGGUGCCUACUAUUAAUCAAGAUAAUGGGAUUCCUGGUGAGGAACCAACGGAAGCUCUACAAGCACUCCGGUCUGAUGAAGUGUUGCGGCCGAGCCACAAAAAUAAACGCCGGGUCUAUUUUGGGCAAAAUUUAGUCUGCAAGGAAUCUCUGUCGGCAAAAGAUGAAGGAAGGAUCAUCAAGGUCGGCGAUCCAGUUUAUGUUCUUGAGUCAUUCCCUUCUUCAGAUGAAGUUCCAGCAUGAGCAAGGAGGGCACAGUGGCAACCGUUCAGAGGUUAGUAAUAGGUCGAUUUAUGCGCGCAUGGAUGUAAAUCUUACGCUGCAGAUAAGGCUUGAGAAAGUGUGCUAUGUGCCAGAAUAAACAUUACCAUCUGGCACUGAAAAAUGUUGCCCAUACAGUCGAUGGUUUUUCAGUGAUCACUGUUGUGCAGUUACCUGUACUUUCAUCA